CGUCAACAAGUCCGGGAGAGUCAGGGCUCAGUUGGAGGCUCAGACCCCAGACGGCGAGAAAAGGCCGCAGGUCACCUCAGGGGUCUCGGCAUUUUCUCAGUGGAUAGAGAACCAGGCCGUGGGCAGGAAGGGAAUUUCCUUUAACAGUGGAUCAGAAAUGUCUGGCUGACAGCAGGGGGCGCACCAAGUCGAGCCAUGCAGUCGCCAGCAGGGAAGAAGGCUGGGGGCAGGGGCCCGCGGGAGCGAACCGGAAAGGGGUCCCUUGAGGAACGCGCCAAGAGGGCGCAGCCCCUCAAGCCGGGUUGGGCCCUAACGCUGGAGGGGAUGGCGGCCAUGAGCCCCGCGCAGCGUCACCGCCACCUGCUCUUCGGUGACCUGCUGGAGGACGUGGGCGCGGCCGCCUCCCUCUUCACGCGCGAGUCCGUGGAGCUGGGGUGCCGCAUGCCCGACCCGCGCGCGUGGGCGACACAGUCCCGGGAGCCACCGGGGGCGCGCCAGGACCGGCUCCUCGGCGUUCUCAAGGCAGCCGAGGCCCGGGGACGAAUCCGCGCGUUGCGGCUGCGCUACAUCCGCAUGCGGGCCGAGGAGAUCUCGCUGCUCAUCCUGCAGCAGAAGUCCGCGCGCGCCGCCAUCCGGCUGGAGCUGUUCCUACCGCCGCAGCUGAAGCCCACGCGGAUCCCGGACCCCCUGGACCGUCACGAGGUGCCCACAAGCCCGGGAGGGGGUGGGGGCCCCGACCCCCUCCCCGCACGCCUGGCCCCAGCCACUCUCACCCACAGAGGAGGCGCGUGGAGACCAUCCUGGAGGAGACAACUGACGGCAGCAUCUUCCCCCGCUGACGGCGACCCGCAGUGCGCGACUGAGCCCCCCCCCCCAUAAAGUUCUCAUUGCCCAAGCU
Hyaena hyaena (striped hyena) is the source of this 898-nucleotide messenger RNA. RefSeq names its product LKAAEAR motif containing 1 (gene LKAAEAR1). The transcript is spliced from 4 exons. The coding region runs from base 196 to 879 and encodes 227 amino acids. NCBI's taxonomy places the organism in Eukaryota, Metazoa, Chordata, Mammalia, Carnivora, Hyaenidae. The record is from RefSeq and is a predicted model, not a curated record.